CAAUUUCUCUUUCAACCCACCCCUCCUUUCCAUUUCAUUCAAAAACCCUCGUUUAUGAUUGCGACACCGAAUCAGAAGCCGACGCACUGAUUCCUCUCUCCCUCUCUCUCUCUCUCCUGAACUGAAAAAAAAUUAUAAAACGUAGAGAAACUGAAAAUUCCAGUGAGUUUAAACCCUAAACCGCCAUUCAUCGUCCAAAUUGUAGAAGGUAAUCACAUCAAAGCAAUGGAGGAAGAAGAUCCCGUAACAUUCUUCAUGUCCCUCGAUCACUGGCAAGGCUCUCCGCCCUCCUCCGAUGACUUUCCCGCUCUUUCUUCCCAAGACCAAGAUUCGCAGUCUCUCACUUCUCCCUCGGAAACCUUCAUGCUCGGCUUCGUCAUCGCCAACAUCGUUGGAAUUCAAUACUACUCAGGCACCAUCAGUGGCCGAGAAAUGGUGGGUCUUGUCCGCGAACCCCUCAAUCCCUACGAUUCCAACGCCAUCAAAGUCCUUAAUACCCGAACGCUUCAGGUGGGUCACAUCGAACGCUCUGUCGCAGCCGUCCUUGCCCCCUUGAUCGACUCGAAUUUGAUUUCCGUCGAAGGCAUUGUGCCCAAUACGCGCUCUAAGGCCAACAGGUUCAAGAUUCCGUGCCAAGUUCACAUCUUUGCAAGGUUUGAAGCGUUUCCCUCUGCGAAAUCUGCAAUUAUGCGAUCUGGGUUGCAGCUGAUUUGCGAUUCUGAUGCGUCUUUCACUCUAUCCGAGGCACUGGUUGUCAAGGAGAAGAAGGAUGAGAGGGGUUCCAAGAGUGUGGAUGAGAUUUUCAAGCUGGUGGAGGAGAGUGCGAGCAAAAAGGGUGCUUUACAAGCAUUGGAACCUCCGAAACAAGUGAUCAAAUCAGAGCUGUUUGUUCACCAGAAAGAAGGCUUGGGAUGGUUGGUGCAUAGAGAGAAUUCUGGUGAAUUGCCUCCCUUUUGGGAAGAGAAAGAUGGUUCUUUUGUGAAUGUCUUGACCAAUUACCACACUGAUAAGCGACCGGAGCCUCUAAGAGGUGGGAUUUUGGCAGACGAUAUGGGGUUGGGUAAGACUUUAACUUUGCUUUCUUUGAUUGCGUUUGAUAAAUAUGGUAGUGUAGAUGUAAGCGUACUAGAUGAUAACAAAAUGGGUGAGGAUGAUUCUUUGUCUGUUUCAUAUAGUAAGAAGGGUAAGAGGGGUGCCCCAAGUAAAAAAGGCACCGGGUCACGAAAAAAACCUAAAACUGAGGAUACCAAUGCCAGCAGCAACAUGGAAGGAAAAUGUGUGAGUGUAGAUGAUAAGUCUUCGGGGUAUUGUAGUUCCAAGACAACGUUAAUAGUGUGCCCACCUUCUGUAUUUUCGACUUGGGUAACACAACUAGGAGAACACACUAGGCCGGGUAGAUUGAAGGUGUAUAUGUACUAUGGAGAGCGGACUAGCAAUGCUGAGGAGCUUAAGGAGUAUGAUAUAGUGUUGACUACAUAUAGUAUUUUGUCUACUGAAAAUUCUUGGACAGAAUCCCCUGUUAAAGGGAUUGAGUGGUGGCGGGUGAUUUUGGAUGAGGCACACAUGAUUAAGAAUGUUAAUGCUCAACAAAGUCAAGCUGUUACUAGUUUGAAGGCUAAGCGAAGGUGGGCUGUUACUGGAACUCCCAUCCAAAAUGGCUCAUUUGAUUUGUUUUCUUUGAUGGCAUUCCUACGAUUUGAGCCUUUUUCAAUUAAGAGCUACUGGCAAAGCUUGGUGCAGCGCCCACUUGCUCAUGGCAACCAAAAGGGGAUCUUACGGCUGCAGGUUCUAAUGGAAACCAUUUCUUUGCGGAGAACAAAAGACAAGGGGCUGAUUGGAUUACCUCCUAAAACCUUAGAGACUUGUUAUGUGGAACUCUCUGGUGAAGAACGUCAACUGUAUGAUCAGAUGGAAGGAGAAGCAAAGAGUGUCGUAAGGAGUUACAUUGAAGCUGAAUGUUUAAUGCGCAACUAUUCCACUGUACUUAGCAUCAUCUUACGACUUCGGCAGAUCUGCACUGAUGUGGCAUUGUGCCCUUCUGAUCUCAAAUCACUUCUCCCUUCAAACAAUAUUGAAGAUGUGUCCAAGAACCCAGAGCUGCUGAAAAAGAUUGUUGAGGUGCUGCAAGAUGGUGAAGAUUUUGACUGUCCUAUUUGCAUUUCUCCACCAAUGGAUAUUGUUAUUACUUGUUGUGCUCAUAUUUUUUGCCAAGCUUGUAUUCUGAAAACCCUUCAGCGCACAAAACCCUGCUGUCCCCUUUGUCGCCGUGCUUUAUCACAUUCUGAUCUGUUCUCAGCCCCUCAAACUGCUUCUGACAGUGACAACACAGUAUCAUCGAAAACAACCGUGUCUUCAAAAGUAAAUGCUCUCUUACAACUUCUUGUUGCAUCAAGGGAGCAAAACCCACUUACGAAAUCAGUAGUGUUUUCCCAGUUCCGAAAGAUGCUGAUAUAUCUUGAAGAGCCGCUGAAAUCAGCUGGUUUUAAGACUUUGCGCUUAGAUGGGUCUAUGAAUGCAAAGAAAAGGGCACAAGUAAUCAAAGAAUUUGGGGUGACGGGACAAGAUGUGCCCACAAUUUUGCUUGCAAGUCUCAAGGCUUCAGGAACAGGUAUAAAUCUUACAGCUGCAAAUAGAGUGUAUUUGUUGGAGCCAUGGUGGAACCCUGCAGUUGAGGAACAGGCAAUGGAUCGUGUUCACCGGAUCGGGCAAAAGGAAGAUGUGAAGAUUGUGAGGUUGAUUGCUCGAAACAGCAUUGAAGAGAGGAUAAUAGAGUUGCAAGACAAAAAGAAGAAACUUGCAAAGGAAGCUUUCCAGAGGAAGGCUGCAAAGGAUCGGAGGGACGUAGGGGCCGAGGAUCUUCUUGGCCUCAUUGGCUUGUGAGUUGGUGCAAGUAUGCAGGCAAGGCAUGGUACAUUUUCGCGUUGCUCAUGUUUUUGCAGUUGUUGCACAUAGAGUAGGCAUUUUUGUUACAUCAAAUGGAGCAGAUGGCCACCAUGCUCUCCUUUUAUGACGCUAGUGCCUUUCGUUAUGCACUCAAUGUGAGCGAACCCGAAAACAGGCAUUGCGCUUUUGUUAUGCACUCAAUGUGAGCUAACCCAAAAAGGGGCUUUACGCUU
Messenger RNA from Pyrus x bretschneideri (Chinese white pear), 3116 nucleotides. Its product is annotated as putative SWI/SNF-related matrix-associated actin-dependent regulator of chromatin subfamily A member 3-like 1. Bases 226 to 2880 code for a protein of 884 amino acids. The transcript has 3 exons. NCBI's taxonomy places the organism in Eukaryota, Viridiplantae, Streptophyta, Magnoliopsida, Rosales, Rosaceae. Gene Ontology annotation, molecular function: zinc ion binding; nucleic acid binding; ATP-dependent chromatin remodeler activity. The record is from RefSeq and is a predicted model, not a curated record.